Molecule: messenger RNA, 225 nt
Organism: Acanthoscelides obtectus
Lineage: Eukaryota; Metazoa; Arthropoda; Insecta; Coleoptera; Chrysomelidae
Source: the annotation of a GenBank genome assembly
CCCGCUUGACACUACUAUUGAAAAUCAGAGUGGGUUAAGUCACACUUGUCCCAUGCUGCCUCAUAACGGUUACAGCUUUCCAUUGACAUAUAAAAACAGACUGGUGCCAUAUGUGUACAAAACGAAAAGAUACAUUUUUCAAAACUCUCCCAGACAAAGAUUCACAUAGAACCUCGAUAUCUGAAAAUUUGGACUUGGACCAUCCUGGCUUUCAAUGGCUCAUAU